This is a messenger RNA of Leptopilina heterotoma, 2138 nucleotides long. Its product is annotated as U3 small nucleolar ribonucleoprotein protein MPP10. The record is from RefSeq and is a predicted model, not a curated record. NCBI's taxonomy places the organism in Eukaryota, Metazoa, Arthropoda, Insecta, Hymenoptera, Figitidae. Gene Ontology annotation, biological process: rRNA processing. Gene Ontology annotation, cellular component: nucleus; Mpp10 complex; sno(s)RNA-containing ribonucleoprotein complex. The coding region runs from base 117 to 2057 and encodes 646 amino acids. The transcript has 4 exons.
GCAUGCGCAGUAAAUGUUUUCCGAUUUUGCACGUGUUGAAUGUCAAGUUAAACUUUUAUUUAUUAUAAAAAAUAAAAUACUAAUAAUUGCCUUGUAAACCAAAUGAAACUUUCAAAAUGACCAGUGAAAGUUUUAUAAACAGUAUUCUAUCUAUAAUCGAAGAUAAUACUUCAGACCCAACAUUAUUUUUCAACGUUCAGGAUAAAGCAGCAAAAUCCUUCAAACGAGCAACAAAAAUUCUUUACGAUUUUACAAAGAAAAAAACAGACAAUGAAGCUCAAUCUCUUCCGGAAUUAAUAAUUGAUGGAUUUGAUGAAGAACAAAUUUGGCAGCAAAUCGAAUUACAGAAUGAUCAUGUAAUUCCAGCAUUAAUAGCUGACAUAUCAAAACUUUUAUCAAAUAAACAAUUAACACAACCUCUGGAAUUUUUGGAUGAUUUGAAAUCAAAAAAGAAUUCUAAAAGAAUGUCUGAAGAAGAUGAAAAUGAUGACGACGACGAUGAUGAUGAUGAUGAUGAUGAUGAAGCAGAAAUGAGUGAUGAAGAAUUUGACGAUAAAUUAAAUAGCGCAGAAGAAAAUUCAGGCAGUGAAUCUGAAAGUACAAAUACCAACAGUAAAAUGAACAAAACAAAAAAACGAAAACAAGAACCUUCCAUAGUAGAUGAUAAAUUUUUUAAAAUACAAGAAUUAAAUGAAUAUUUAAACAGAGAAGAUAGAAAAGAAUCAAAGAACUUGAGUAAAACGAAGGUAACCUCGGAUGAUGAGUUUGUUGAUUUAUUUAAUGAUUUCUCCGAUGACGAGGAUGAGAACGAAGAAACACAGAAUGGAAGACUUGUUAAAUAUGCAGAUUUUUUCGACAGUCCUGAAUCAGAUGGCGAAACAGAAAAUAACCAAGAACAAUCGCAGCAAGAAGGAAAUUUUUCUAAUGAAGAAGAAUUAGAAUCAGAUGGUGAGUUGAUGGAGAAUUCUGAAGAACAAACAUCUCCAGCAGCAAAACGAGUCAAGUUUAACUUACCUCUCGAUUCCGAGGAGUCAAAUGAGUCAGAUGAUAAUUCUGAAAAGCUAGAGAAACAGAAAGUAAAAUCCUCGCUUGAAGAACGACAGGAACGAAUUAAUAAAAAAAUUAAAGUAUUAGAAGAGGAAGCUAUAUCCGAGAAACCAUGGCAAUUAAAGGGAGAAGUUAGUGCUUCGAAUCGACCGCAAAAUUCACUUCUCGAAGACUUUGUAGAAGUUGACGUUGUUUCUAGACCACCGCCAAUUAUUACCGAACAAUGUACUCUAGACUUGGAAGACAUUAUUCGACAGAGAAUAAAAGAUAAAGCUUGGGACGAUGUAGAGAAAAAAAUAAAACCAGUAGAAACACCAACUGAAUAUAAAAAGAAGUUAAUAAUGGAUCAGGAGAAAAGUAAAUUAAGUUUGGCAGAAAUUUAUGAGAAGGAAUAUGUCAAGCAAAAGCAAGCUUUGGAUCCGGAGCAAAAUACUGAAGAGGCUGAACCUAAGGAACACAUUGAAAUAAAGGAAAUGAUGCAUUCAGUAAUGAAAAAGUUGGACGCGCUUUCUAAUUAUCAUUACACUCCUAUACCAGCUAAACCAGAACUUAAGAUUGUCAGUAAUAUACCUGCUGUCAGCAUGGAAGAAGUAGCUCCAGUAUCGACAAGUGAUGCAACGUUGCUUGCUCCUGAGGAAGUUCAUGCCAAAAAACGCGGAGAUUAUCUUGGAAAAGGAGAAAGAACAAAAACAGACAAGAAACGCGAAGUUCGAAAAAGGAAAAAGAAACAACGAGAAAUUCAAGAAGCUAAAGAAGCGAAGGAGAAACUUAAAGCUGUGUCUGAAGUUCGUAAAAAACGAAACAAGGAAUCGGCUAAGGCGGUAGAGAAAUUAACAAAGAGCCGAAAUGUUAUAAAAAUGGACGAAAAAGAUCAUAAGACGACAAAAUCUUCGACUGCCUUCUUCAAUCAAUUACAAGAUGAAGUUCAGAGUUUAAUUAAAAUAAAAUCGAGCAAAAAGCCUGAAAAAAAGGACAAAUCCAAAAUCUCGGCUAUUAAGCUCAAAUUGUAAAUUUUGUAGAUACAGACAUUUUUUUUAAAUACAUUGUAUUUUGUAAAUUUGGAAUAAUUAAAAGUCCUAGUUUGCGACAAA